Cydia fagiglandana is the source of this 977-nucleotide messenger RNA. RefSeq names its product mediator of RNA polymerase II transcription subunit 8 (gene MED8). The record is from RefSeq and is a predicted model, not a curated record. The transcript has 5 exons. Gene Ontology annotation, biological process: regulation of transcription by RNA polymerase II. NCBI's taxonomy places the organism in Eukaryota, Metazoa, Arthropoda, Insecta, Lepidoptera, Tortricidae. Gene Ontology annotation, cellular component: mediator complex; core mediator complex. The coding region runs from base 156 to 923 and encodes 255 amino acids. Gene Ontology annotation, molecular function: transcription coregulator activity; RNA polymerase II cis-regulatory region sequence-specific DNA binding.
UGACAAUUGUUGUUGGAUGGUUGUUGGCGUUGUUACCUUUGGUUUUUGUGAACUGGAAUAAAAUUAUGUACUAUAUUUAUACCUUUUUUAUGUGGUUAAGCUGUUGUGUUGUUUGCCAUUUUAAAAGAGAGAUUUAGUUAAAUACCUAUCCUAAAAUGCAACGUGAAGAGAAGCAGUUGGAGGUAACUCUUCAAGCAAUCCUCAACAGAGUCAAUGAUUUAAAAACUGCUAUCCAGGCACUUAUUGCUAAACUUGAAAAUGAGUAUGAAACUAUCAAUUGGCCAACUUUUCUGGAUAACUAUGCCAUAUUAUCUGGUCAUUUGACUGGAUUAAGCAAAAUUCUGCAAGCAGAGAUGGCUCCAUCCUUGCGAGCUUUAGUGGUCUUGCCUCUACAACUGGGUUGUGAGAGAGAUGAGGCACUGUCAAGGCUCACCGAGGGCAGAGUACCAGCUUGCACACAUGACUUGGUGCCGGAUCUGCUGCGAACGAAACCUGAACCGCAGGCAGAGCAGAGGCUGCAGCAGUUUAAUCAUAAAGCUAGCACACUUAGCUAUGACACUGCUCAGAAACAAGUAGCCCAAUUCACAAAAGUUGUCAACCAUGUUUGGGAGAUUAUAUCCAAGGGGCGAGAAGAUUGGGAAGGGGAGUCGAUGAGAUCACAAGGAAUGCAACCGACGCACAGCAUCGGCGACACGCACGCGCUGGUGACGGCGGUGGGCACGGGCAAGGGGCUGCGGCCCGGCAUGGCGGCGCUGGGCGGCGUGGGCGUGGGCGUGGGCGUGGGCGUGGGCGCGCUGGGCCCGCGCGGCGCGCCCGGCCCGCCGCCGCCGCCCGGCCCGCAGGCGCCCGCCAUGCCCAAAGCGCCCUCCGCGAUUAAGACCAAUAUUAAGGCGGCUAAUCAGAUACAUCCCUAUCAGCGAUAGAGUUAUUCUUGUUUAAUUAUUAUGAUUUUAAUGUAAGAGUAGUUAAUAAAUACA